This is a messenger RNA of Pygocentrus nattereri (red-bellied piranha), 2157 nucleotides long. RefSeq names its product saccharopine dehydrogenase a, tandem duplicate 1 (gene sccpdha.1). The coding region runs from base 1 to 1389 and encodes 462 amino acids. Lineage: Eukaryota; Metazoa; Chordata; Actinopteri; Characiformes; Serrasalmidae. The record is from RefSeq and is a predicted model, not a curated record. Gene Ontology annotation, cellular component: lipid droplet; plasma membrane; mitochondrion. The transcript is spliced from 12 exons. Gene Ontology annotation, biological process: glycolipid biosynthetic process.
AUGUGGGCGUGGUUUGUCCGGAAUACGGGUGUGUGUCGGCCCUGCUGGGCUGCAGUAGAGUGUGAUCUGUCUGUCUGUCUGUCCGUCCGUCUGUCUGUCUGUCUGUCGGUGGUCAUGGCGGAGUCCGGCUCUCAGCCCCGAUAUCACUUCAUCAUCUUCGGAGCUUCGGGCUUCACCGGCCGCUUCGUGCUGGAGGAGGUGGCGCGCUGUGCGGGGGAAGCCCGGGAGGAGCUGCGCUGGGCGGCCGCGGGCAGGAGCAGAGCCCGCCUGGAGACCGCGCUCACCCAGGCCGCGGAAGCGCUCGGUAAGCCGGAGCUGAAGACGGAGGUGGAUAUCAUCGUGGCCGAUGUGGACGAUCCGGAGUCUUUAGCUGAGAUGUGUAAACAGGCGGUGAUUGUUCUCAACUGUGUGGGACCAUACAGGUUCUAUGGAGAGCCGGUGGUGAAGGCGUGUGUGGAGAAUGGAGCACACUGCAUCGAUAUCAGUGGAGAACCUCAGUUUUUGGAGAGCAUGCAGCUGAACUAUGACAGCCAGGCGGCUGAAAAGGGCGUGUACGUCGUGGGAAGCUGCGGAUUCGACUCCAUUCCUGCAGACAUGGGUGUCCUGUACACCAGGGACCAGUUUAAAGGGACUCUGACGGCGGUGGAGAGCUUUCUGACGGCGAGUAUGGGACCUGAGGGUGGCUGCAUCCACGACGGUACGUGGCAGUCGGCCGUGUACGGACUCGCGGACAGCGACAAACUCCGCAGCCUGAGGAAGAAGUUCAGCCACAAACCUCUGCCCGUGGUCGGGACCAGGAUCAAGCGCAGAGGCGCUCUGUUCUACAGUGAUGAGAUCCAGCAGUACGCUGUUCCCUUCAUGGGCGCCGAUCCAUCAGUGGUGAAGAGAACUCAACGGUUCCUUUCUGAGGAACACCAGGAAAGCCCAGUUCAGUACGGCGCCUACGCUGGAGUCGGUGGGGUCUCCUCCGUCAUGAAGCUGCUCUUUGCUGGUCUGAUGUUCUUCCUUCUGGUGAAGUUCAGUUUUGGCAGGAAGCUCCUGAUUAAGUUUCCAGAGUUUUUCUCUUUCGGCUUCUUCUCCAAGGAGGGUCCGACUAGAAAACAGAUGGAGGGCUCUUCUUUCCGUUUCGCCUUCUAUGGAGAAGGUUACACUGAGGGUCAGGACCCCUCACAGGGGAAACCUAACGCCAAGAUCCGCACGCUCGUCCAGGGACCAGAGGCUGGUUACGUCGCUACGCCGAUCGCGAUGGUGCAGGCGGCCAUUACCAUCCUAAACGAACCUGAUUCCCUGCCCGAGAAGGGCGGCGUCUACACUCCUGGAGCCGCUUUCGCCAAGACCACCCUCAUCGACCGCCUCAACAAACACGGCAUCCAGUUCUCCGUUCUUUAACGCAGUUAGAAACGGGACGUCCAGCAUCCUGACCCCAGCACGGCUCCGUUUACUCUCUCAAGCGAUUACCGAGUUAGUUUAAAGCUGCUUAAAGACCUGGAUACGCUGAGGAGAUGCAACCAGGAGAGCUGUAAAGCUGUUUAUGUGAACUAGCAGCACUUCUCUCUGAUUGCCUCCUUCAUCGUCAUUACCCAGAUUACGUGCGUCAAGGUCUGAGGCAGAUUGUCAGAGCAAAUGAUGUUCUUUCAGUGUCUCCAGGUCUGAAAGCUGGUUUAUACCGUUUCCCUUCUGUCUUGCAGUUUUAGCAUCAGUGUGAAUUUAACCUGAGCUGUGAGCUUCUGCACUCUGCUUCUCUGAUCUCCACUCGAACUGCUCCGCGUUCCUGUUCUGGGUUUUUUAGGGUUUGAAAUGUUAGUCUGAAUUUUGUGAAUUUGUAUUUUUUUCACUGUUGCUUUUGCACUAAUAGACCAACAGCCACAGAUUCCGGGGAGGUUUGUUAAUCGUGGUUCCAGUUGAUGGUUUUAAGCCUCGUCAAGGCUAAUUUUAAUAUGGGAGGAUGUUUGCACGACCAAAAAUAAGUAACUUGGACCUUCUGAUUGUGAAAAUGGAAAGUUCGACAGCUUGUAGGUUCAUCAAGUGUAAAAGCCCUGAUGGAAGUGAGAUCGUUGGUGAAAGCUGCGGCUUUUUCUGAGGCGCCUGGCUCUUCUGUCUGCCUGCAGCUGCUUCGGUUUGUUUCAAGUCUAAAUAAAAAAACAUACCAACGUAAAA